Corticium candelabrum is the source of this 1721-nucleotide messenger RNA. RefSeq lists its product as uncharacterized. The transcript has 8 exons. Gene Ontology annotation, molecular function: transaminase activity; carbon-sulfur lyase activity. Bases 5 to 1375 code for a protein of 456 amino acids. Gene Ontology annotation, biological process: amino acid metabolic process. The record is from RefSeq and is a predicted model, not a curated record. Lineage: Eukaryota; Metazoa; Porifera; Homoscleromorpha; Homosclerophorida; Plakinidae.
UGAGAUGGCUUCACCUUUUUUUGCUUUGGUGGUAGUUUGUGUCCUGGGCAAAGCUUCGUGUCAUAACUACUGGGUUGAGGACUGUUCUCCUCCCUUUGAAAACGUGCUGCGGUCCGAUCCUUGCAGACCUGGAGGAAAGUGGGACGAGCUACUCAAACGAUGCAACGGUUACUUUGCAGACAGUUGCUACCAGUGCUUCUCUGGAGAACUGUGUGAGCACAAGGAAGAUGUUCAGAAUUGCUCGUUAGUUGCUGGCGUACACAAUCCUAUCUCGUUUGACGAGUAUUGGUCUCAACUGGCUGGACAGCCUUGCAGCUACAUUCCAGCUGGAUUCAGGAUGGCAUAUUCAUACAAUGACAUCAGCAGUUCAAAGAUUAUGCUUUCUCCACUCGAGUCUGCACUGCGUGAGUUGCACAGUUUUGUUGGCAAUGCAGAAACCAAGGGAUACAUAAUUUUCCCCUCUCUUGGCGCUACACAAGGAGUGGAAGCUGCACUUAGUGCUAUAUCAAUGUCCAUCUGUGAAGAGCACAAUGUAGAGAAAGCUGAUGUUUUUGCACAAGCACCCUACUACAGUCACUUUGUGUGGUUGGCAAACAACUCUCUUCAAACUGCACGAUGGAAUCCAAACGCUGACCCACAAGCUCCAACUACAAUUGAGAUUGUUACGUGGCCAAACAACCCAGAUGGCAGAAAACUGCAGCCUCUUCAACCAGAUCCUAAACGACGAGUUUAUGAUUUGUCUUUUUAUUGGCAAACAUAUACUGACAUUGAAACAAUGUUGAAUGAGGAGAUAAUGGUCUUUUCUGGUUCAAAACAUUCUGGUCUCUCUGCCUCUCGUGGAGGAUGGCUCCUUGUCAAAGAUCCCAAGUUUGCUUUAGGUGUUUCAGCAUAUAUCACUAACACUACCAUUGGAGUUCCAGUCGAUACACAGUUACGACUUUUGGAACACGCAAAACACAUUUUGAACAGCCACACUAGUGAUAGGAAAGAAGAUGAACUUCCCCCUUUCUAUGACUUUAUGGGCAACAUGACUCGGCAACGUUUUGCAGAAUUGGAAACUUUGUUUAUGGGAAAUGACGAGUAUGAACUGGUGAAUGCAAAAACGAUGGGAGGCCUUGCUUGGAUCCAUUGCAAAAAGAUGGGGUACAGUUGUCCAGCAUUAUUCACUGAAAUUGGUCUGCAAGGAAACUCUGGCCUCCAUUAUGGUGCUAAUGACUCGUAUGUUCGAUUUUCAAUGGCCCUACCAGAUGUUGAGCAUGCCAUCUUUCUAGAAAAGAUCAAAAUACGUUUGUCAACUAAACAACUUACUGACAAACCACCUAGCCAUUUGAAACAGCAGUACAACAUUAUCCCUGGCACUCGGUCAUUCCCUUGAUUCUAUCAUUUGGUUAUUAUUAGACUCCACAUUUUAGUAAUUGCUACACUGUUAUUGCCUACGACUGCCAUUUUGUAUUUGACUUAUACAAGCAUUACUUUUCUAGAAUAUUAGCAUAUUGCAAGCUCUGAAUAUCCUUCCACAAAUCUAGAAAACAUCACUUUUUCAAGAUGAACAUUUGGUUGGAAAUGACCAAAUUCAAGUAAUGCUAUUACAAUCUAGGUGACAAUAAAUGGCACUGCGGAAACGGAAUUUAACAAUGCACUUCAUCAAGCUUAAUAUUUACGUAGACAUGUUAAAACAACAAUUAAUUAGCAAGAAAGCUGAUAAGCUCAAAAUGCAAUAA